Messenger RNA from Paramuricea clavata, 633 nucleotides. Lineage: Eukaryota; Metazoa; Cnidaria; Anthozoa; Malacalcyonacea; Plexauridae. The record is from the annotation of a GenBank genome assembly.
AUGGGACAAACUCAAGAUAUUGAUUUCUAUGGCCCAUUGCCGACUGGACAGUAUAUUUUGGUGAUCCUCGAUUGCUAUUCUCGAUUUCCGGAAGUAGAAGUGUUGUCUUCGAUCUCUGCCAAGACUGUAAUCCCGAAACUCGAUGUAGUUUUUGCCCGGCAUGGUGUCCCUUCGCAGGUUGUUUCAGACAAUGGGCCACCUUUCCAAGGACAUGAAUUCAACAGAUACAUGACCAAAAUGAGAAUCCAGCAUAAUACCUCCACACCCCUUUUGCCUCAGGGGAAUGCGGAAGUUGAAGCGUACGUUCAUGAAGCCGCUCGGCAAGGCUACUCGAACGGCGGACCUCGAAGGACGGCCUUGGAAACAAGAGCUCUCCAAGUUCUUGUUGGCGUAUCGGUCUACCUCCCGCCCCCCCCCCCUAUUCGACCACAAAGGUACCACCUGCUCAGUUGCUAUAUAACCGAGAAAUUCGCGGGAAGUUGUCCACACUUCCCCACAACAGCAAAGUCAUUAACCAACAUAGAGAAGCCAAGCAAAAUGACAAAGAACAAAAGCAAAGGGGAAAACGAUAUGCAGACUCUCGACGGCAUACACGAACAAGUAAACUACCAGUUGGAGAUCGUGUUCUGGUGA